CCGCUUCCCACUCACAGGCCUCUAGGAUCAAACCUCUGGCCGCAGUCUCACGCAGUCCAAAACGUGUGCACGAGCUGGUUGCUUUGUCCUCCGGCAGCGCACGGCCCACGCCCCACGCCCCACGAGCUACGAGCCACCCGUGUUUUACCGCACGCCUAUCCUCUCCCACCGCCAUGUCCCCCUCUUCCGCCUCCCGCACAGGCAUCCUGCUCCGAUCUGCACUCGGCUGGCUGCACUGGGCGACUAUCGCGACUCUGAUUGUGCUGGCCCUAUCACCUCGAUCUACAUUCGGGUACAUUCCGGCACAGGGGACCAACGAUACGACGGUUGCGCAACAGGCUGGCCAGAAUUUCAGCGAUGCGUCGAAGCUGAGCUUGCAGUGGUAUCCGAUGGGGUCGUAUACGGAGCAGAUAUCGUAUCAGCUGGUCGGGGCGGACAGCACGGGCAUUAACAAGGGAGCGCUUGUACAUUUCUCAGAAGACAAGAUGCCCAACGGCACAACCACGACGCCCUGGAUCGCCCUCGUAUCCUGCGACACAAACUCAACGAACGCGUCCAUGGAGGACGAUAUAUUCACACUUGCGAGGGAUAGAGGGGCUGUCGCUGCACUCCUAUAUUCCUUGAAGUCAGUGACGUGCUAUAUUAAUCCCGAGUAUUCCGAUCCUGCAAACUUUGAUCAAGUCAUGGACAUCUUCGCUACUCAAUCACUCUCUUCCUCCUCGCUCAUCGAGAACCAGUUCACGACCAUCCUGGGCAACUCCUCGUCCAAGUACUACUGGUUCAGCCCCACGCUGCUCAACAGCAGCCAGAACGUCAUCGAAAGCGCGAUCGCCAACCAUGCCGUCCCCUCGGCUGGGUAUCUUUUCGCCACUCUGACCGCGUCUAACGCGACCGACCCAUCAGCGAACACCACAGGCACCGGCAGCACGACCACUAGCUCCGAUGGGAGCAACAACUCGUCUGGCGGCAGCACGAACACUAGUCUCGCAAUGAUCAUCCUGUACGCUAUAACAGGCUGCGUCUCAGCACUCUUCUGCAUCGUCAUCGUCUCAGGAGCAAUAAGGGCCAUCCGCCAUCCAGAACGGUACGGGCCCCGUUCUGGGGACACGCUUGGCCCCCCGGGCGCACUAGGCGCGCAGAGCCGCGCACGCGGUCUCACGCGCGCGAUCCUCGACACCUUCCCCGUCGUCAAGUUCGGACGGACGGACGCUGACCUCCCCGAGGCGCCUGCGCCCGCGAAGGACCUCGAGAGUGUCGACUACACCACCGCUCCGACCCCGGCGAUCAGGCCGGGUAUGAGGGAGGGGAGGGGCAAAGCCGUCGAGGCCGGCGACGGUAGCGAGGAAGUUGCCCUCGAGCUACGCGAGUGGACAGUCGUCGCGGCGCGUCUCGGAGAUGAGGACAAACCUGGGGCGGACGCUGCGGUGCUGGGCUCCAUCGCGGUUCCGACGCUCCCACACACGUCCCCAGUGGCGGACGGCGCCCAAGACGAAGACGACCAGUCCCCUCGCGCAGGCUCGUCCUCGUCCGUGCCUCAGGUAGUCCCGCGGCCCCCCAGGGUUCCUGCGCCGGCAGACGCGUCAGGGAGUGGGGGCGGGGAGAAGGACGUCGUCCCGGACGCGAUUGGGCGCGAGACAUGCCCGAUAUGCAUCGUCGACUUCGAGGAGGGCGACGACCUCCGCAUCCUUCCGUGCGAGGGCCACCAUCGGUUCCACCAGGAGUGCGUGGACCAGUGGCUGCUCGAGCUGUCGAGCAGCUGUCCGCUGUGCCGGCAAGACUUCCAGGCGCUGCAGACGAUGAUGACCGCAGGCGAGGAAGCGGACCACCUCGAGCCCCCACACGCGCUGGGGUCGGCGCGCCCGAUGUCGUCUGCGGCCGCGCGAUUCUCGAGGUACCUGCGGACGGCGCGGAGGCGCAGGCAGCGGCGUGCGCACGAGGACCUGGGCGAGUACGACCCGACGAACCCUCCCGUGCCGAUUGCGCCGCGCACCACGUUGCAUAUGUAGGAGGUGCGGUGGACGGAUAAGGCUGGAUGCCCCGGUUAUGAUUCAGCAGCGCGACUAUGGCGGACUAGGGUGUAUGCGCAAGCCUUCGCGAUCAGGGAGGCGUGCUACAUGCACGGGGCGGAGCCCCUCCCGGGCGUGCAGGACGCCUGUUUGAAGUGACGAGACGUGCGCGCGCACGCAUUAUAUGGUUCAUGCGCGCUAUGCGCGAUAGACAUUGUAUUAGUAUCCGUAUGCGCACGGUCGAUGACGGUCUGUACGAGUCAGCUUACGAUAUGUAAUGCCUAACUAUGUUGUCCAUUUGCAGGUUUGUACGCUGCAGCGGUUUCUCGCUCUCCUGCAAUGACUGCUGAAAUCCUGGCCGCGCGGUUUGGUCCAGGUUUCUCGCGUGCGUAAGGGGGGACGUGUUUCGCAGGGAUUACCUUCAGCAGAAUUUCUUCUAUUAGUCGCUCAGUCUCUCGUCAGGGUUUGUCUCAUACUGGCUGAGGAAGGCUGGUACCGCGAACAGUGCCUCAAGGAUC
Messenger RNA from Dichomitus squalens LYAD-421 SS1, 2524 nucleotides. RefSeq lists its product as uncharacterized. Lineage: Eukaryota; Fungi; Basidiomycota; Agaricomycetes; Polyporales; Polyporaceae. The transcript has 8 exons. The record is from RefSeq and is a predicted model, not a curated record. Bases 174 to 2006 code for a protein of 610 amino acids.